Messenger RNA from Zingiber officinale, 1324 nucleotides. Its product is annotated as jasmonate-induced oxygenase 2-like. The record is from RefSeq and is a predicted model, not a curated record. The transcript is spliced from 3 exons. Lineage: Eukaryota; Viridiplantae; Streptophyta; Magnoliopsida; Zingiberales; Zingiberaceae. The coding region runs from base 42 to 1223 and encodes 393 amino acids.
AGCAAGUCCAUUUUAGUUCGAGCCCGAGUUAACUCGAACUAAUGGGAAGCGUCCAAUUGGUGGAAUGGCCCGAGGCCAUCGUCCGCGUUCAAGCCCUGUCGGACAGCGGCCUCGCCGCCAUCCCCGCCGGCUACAUCAGGCCGCAAGCCGAGCUGCCCUCGCUCUCGACCGGCGUCGACGCCGCCGACGCCAGUAUCCCAGUGGUCGACCUGGAAACCGGCGGCGAGGCCGUAGCCGCGGUGGCGGAGGCGUGCCGCGCGUGGGGGUUCUUCCAGGUGGUCAACCACGGCGUGGACCCAAGCCUAGUGGAGAGGGCCGUCGAGGUGUGGCGGGAGUUCUUCCGCCUGCCGAUGGAGGCAAAGCAGGCCUAUGCUAACUCUCCGGCGACGUACGAGGGCUACGGCAGCCGCCUCGGAGUCGACAAGGGAGCCAUAUUGGAUUGGGGCGACUACUUCUUUUUGCAAUUGUUGCCGGAGAAGUUCAAGAACCAGGAGAAGUGGCCGGGCCUGCCAACUCAUUACGAGCAAUCAAAGGCAACUGUGCAAGAGUACGGGGACGAGUUGGUGAAGCUCUGCCAGAGGCUAAUGAAGCUCCUGUCGCUGAGCCUGGGCUUGGACGUGAACCGGCUGCCGGCGGCCUUCGGCGGUGACGAUGCCGGCGCAACCCUGAGGGCCAACUACUACCCUAAGUGCCCGCAGCCGGAGCUGGCGCUCGGCCUGUCGGCACACUCCGACCCCGGAGGGAUCACCGUUCUCCUCGCCGACGACGCCGUCAAGGGCCUUCAAAUUAGGAAGGACGAUCGGUGGGUGACGGUGCAGCCGCUGCCCGGCGCAUUCACCGUCAACAUCGGCGAUCAGAUUCAGAUAUUGACGAAUGCAGUAUACAAGAGCUUGGAGCAUCGGGUGGUGGUGAACGCAGAGAAAGAGCGCUUGUCGUUGGCUUUGUUCUACAACCCCAAGAGCGACGAGGUGAUAGAGCCGAUGGAGGAGCUGGUGACGGCGGAGAGGCCGGCGAUGUACUCGCCGAUGACCUUCGACGAGUACCGUCUGUUCGUGAGGAGCGAAGGGCCGAAGGGCAAGUCCCAAGUCCAGUCACUCCAGAAAAAACCACACGUACUACGCAACCAUGCAUUCGUGCAUGAUCAACUACAGACUUCCGGUCGGUGGGGGCCUGGGGGCGAGGGUUUAGCCUUUGCUGCAAUGAUCAACUACAGACUACACUGAAUCGAAAGUGAUAUAUGUUCAAUUCUAACUAAUUAAGAAGACAAUAAAAGAGUACGUAUUGUGGCUUUAUUAAUUAAGAAGACAAUAAAAGUAGUACGUAU